GAACGGACACGAGGGCUAACAAACGGCAAUCGCAACGGGAAAUUCGCUGAGACAGGACCUCUCACACACGCGCACUCACACACACACACACACGAGUACACUCUGCUGUAUACAUAUACAAGUGAAGCGCCAAGUGCCAGUGUCCUAGAAAUUAAACACAAUCCGAGAAUCAAGCAAAAUCGAAGGCGAUAAUGGAAAAUUAAUUGGUAAGGCUCGUGGUUGAAGCAGUGCGAAUGGAGUGAAAGGAAAAGUGCAAGUGAAAAGUGCCUGUAAGAAGCAGAAAAUCAUACACUCACACACCAGCUCACACACACGCACACACGGACAGACACACACAAAGGAAACGUCAUAUGCCAGAGGCAUUGACAGGAGCCCGUGGAAAAGCAUUUUGUGUAUCCUAUUUUGUGUGGCAGCGCCAGGAGAGCGUGUCCUCAGCCUUAGUGGCCAGCAGAAACAAAAACAAGCACAGCAAUUACAUCGUGUAGUUGCCAUAAUGAUAGAUUUCAAAAAUAAAUUGAGCAAAUUAUCGUAUAGAACGUGCCCCGCUUCGAAAGUCUAAAAAUACUCGAGCCCACGCCGCGCGUCGCCAACUUGUCGAGAGCCCCAAGUUCCCCAUCAUCGGGCAAAAAAGGAAGGAAUAGCCAGCCAACCAACUAACCAACCAACAAACCAACCAGCCAACUGGAUGUCGAAGGGUCCAAAGUGCCGCAACUGACUUUAAAUUAUGCAUGCACAUUGAUUUUCCGACCACGGCCCCCUUGUUGUUGUUGUUGUUGUUGGCAUCGUUAUAUCCCCAUCAUCUAUAUCACCAGCCCAUCGGCUUUGUUGUCGCAUGUUAUCAGCGGAACUGGCGUCGUCGACGGCUUUGUUGAAUGCGAGUUAUCAGCGCAGCAACGGCCCCACAAAAGAUGAAGUGUGCCCCUCGACAACAUACGACAAGUGCUACAGAACGACAGGAGCGACAUCAGGAGCAGCAGCAACAAUUGCAGUAGCGGCAGCCACAAUGACCAAGCAAUUGACAACGGCAACGGCGACGAAUGCGGCAUCCAGCAUUGGACAAGCGGGGGAUUUGGCGCCCACAGUUAUAUCCCCAACGGCAGUCACCACACUCGAGACAGCAGGAGCUCCGGGAGCAGGAGCAGGGGCAGGAGCGGCAGGACCAGGUGGCACCACUUCACCUGUCGGCGAGACAACAACAAAGGUUUUGCCGCAGUCCGCGAAACCGGUGGCCGAGGAGAAGCCAUCGAGCAGCGAUGCCAGCGGCAGGUCGGCGGCUCUGGAGCGGGCCUACGUGCACGAUGUCUACGAGCACUGCGAGGAGCCAACGGGUCCGGUGCGACCCCGGAUGGCCCACUUCCUCAGCGGACUCGAUCCGGGCUCCGUAGUCUGCGACGUGGGCUGCGGCAGCGGGCGGUACCUCACCCAGUGCAACCCGGCCAUCUGCACCAUCGGCGUGGAGCGGUGCUACCGCCUGAGCAAGGUGGCCCACGCGAAGGGUGGCGAGGUGGCUUUAUGUGACAAUCUGGAGCUGCCUUUUCGAAACGACAGCUUCGAUGCGGUUUUAUCGCUGGCGGUGGUGCACCACUUUGCCACCACGGAGCGACGGGUUCAGGCGCUAAGGGAGCUGGCCAGGAUCCUGAGGAUCGGCGGAAGGGUUGUGAUCACAGUGUGGGCACUGGAGCAGCGCCAUCGUCGCUUUGAGUCGCAGGACGUACUGAUACCCUGGCAGCCGCCCAAGAAUAGGAACUAUUCGUACUCUGACGAGGAGGACGACGACAACUUCCAGCCGCCCUACCACGCCUACACUGAGGACUCCACGAACUCCAGUCGAUCGGCCGGAGAUGGAGACAGUUCCAGCCUGAGUUCGUCCUCGCCGGGGGAGUCCUGCUACAGCUUCGUUCGCCGAGCCAUUCAGAAACUGGCUCGCGGAAGGCGACAUGCGUGGUUUAUGGACUCGUGGUCCUCGAAGGACACCAAAAACGAUAGCAGCCUGGACUACGAGGACGCCAAGGACCUGCCCAUCGAGCUGCGUCGCCUUGAAGACUUUGAGGACUUUCCCGAUCCACCUUUAUCGGCUGGACUCAAAUCCCGCAGCUUGGGAAGUAUCCUGCAGCCGCCUCCUCGCCAGAUUGUCCGCUCGCGUUCCAGUGUUCCCAGCCUGGGAGGUCCUUUGAUUCCUGGCGAGACGAAGGCCACGGCGGCGGCUCUUUUACUGAAUGCCCCGGAAAGUCAGCAACUGCAGCUGCAACUCCAACUGAAUGGCAGGCAUUCGCCCACCACAACUGCCAGUGCAGGGAACACUUUGAGUCGCAGGCCCAAGCUCAUCAAGCAGAAGCAGUCCCUGUGCGAGGACGACGCUGCCACGCCCCCCGCCCCCGAGUCCUUCCAAAUGGUGAGCACCCUGAACGGCGGAGUGAACGGAGGAGUGAGCAGUAGCUUGUACACGAGGAGUGGCUGCUACGCCGGGAACUUCCACCAGCACGUCUCCUCGUCGAUGGCCACGCCUCCUUCGGGAGGAACUGGCGAGGGCGGAGCAGCGGGUGGAUCGGGAGCACCCACGUUCCUGAGGAAGCAGAGCUCCCUGAACGAGGACCUGAUGGCCUGCAAUCGGCUGAGGGAGAAGGAGCGGGUGCGCAAGCGCAUCCAGAAGCAGACCUCGCUGAACGAAGCCUUCCUCUGCAGAUCGGCGUUGUUCUCCAAAAGGCUGCAGGUGAUCCGCGAGGGCUUCACCACCAAGAUCAAGAGCUCGACGGGUAGCCUGGAGCGGGUGACCAAGACGGGCAUCAGCAAGCUGAUCCAGAACAUCAAGAGCGGCCCCCAGGCGCAGCCGAAUCCUGCCCAGAAUCCCCAGACUCAAGUGGACAAGAACGCCACGCUGAACAACAACAACAAGCAGUCAGCAACGGCGGGGGCACACCAGCACCACCAUCACCACCACCACCACCCCGUGCACCACCUGUCCCACCUGAUCCUGCCGGCAUCCUCGACGAGUGGACCCGUGACGUACUGCAGCAGCGUGGAGUGCACGAUGGGCAACCUGUGCCACUGCAGCCAGUACCAGCAGGAGUGUCCCGCCUGUGCGGACGGCGGUCAGGGCGACAAGGCGCGGCGGCACUCGCGGGAGUCCGGAUCGGACUCCUCCAAGGACAGCAGCCUGCAGUCGGACACGAGCAUCGAGUCGGAGGACAGCUUCGCCUCGGUGAUCUUCAUUCCGAAGCCGGAGCAGCACCAGCAGCAGCUGAACUACCAGCAGCAGCACCAGAACUCCAACUCCAGCUCGAGCAACUCCUCCUCGAGCAACGGGCAGCGGGCCCAGGGCUCGGCCGCUGGCCGGGAUCAGGGCGUGACUCCCGGCUCCCGACUGCCGCCCACUCACUCAGUGCCAACGUCGCCGCUCAUCAUGCCCUGCCCGCCCACUCCGGCCCACUCGCCGGCCGCCAUCCAGGGCACGGUCACCUCGCCGCCGCAAUCCACGUCGGCCGUUUCCGCGGCGAUGGCCAUCCUGACUCCUCCCUCGAAGCCGGCUCGUUUCAGCUUCGACGAGGCGCACAUCAAGCAGCAGAAGGAGCAGCAGAAGGAGCAGCUGAAGGUGCAGCAGAAAGUGCAGCAGAAGGAGCAGCAGAAGGAGCAGCAGAAUGAGCAGCAGAAGGAGCAGCAGAAAGAGCAGCAGAAGGAGCAGCAGUUGAACCUGCAGGAGAAGAAGGAGGCCCCAAGGGAACCGCUCAAGGAGUCGCCACCCGUGCGCAGGAUCACCCGCCAGGCCAUCAGGGAUCUUCCGCCCAUCCCCAAGUUCCGGAAGCAGCAAUCCCUGCAGCUGCAGCGCCAGAGUUUUCCGAUCGUGCGGAGAGCCUCCGGUUCGGGCGUGUCCACCUCGGCAUCGACCACCUCGCUGGCCAGCAAGCUACUCUCUCUGGAGCUCUUCAAUCCGGCCACCGACGACCUGGACAGCGACUCCAGUGAACCCUCUUCGCCCGACUCCAUCGACAGUGUGAUCAGUGCUCCGAGAUCGGCGAAGGUGCCCUCGGGCAGCGACGAAGGAGGAGCUGCCUCCGCCAACUCCAACUCCGCCUCGCAGGACGAAGGCGAAGCCAGUUUGGCCCAGAUGAUCAGCCUGCAGCAGGAGCAGUACCACAAGGGCGAGCUGCAGAUCAAUAGCUCCCGAUCGCAGGCCGAGGACGACAUCAUCCUGAACGCGGACAGUGCUCCUCUGCUGCCCGAGAAGAGGGAGGCCACCCAGAAGCAGGACUGUGCGGAGUUCGCGGAACAACUGACUGCGCAACUGCAGCGGGAACUGGAGGACAAGAGCAAUCGCACCGAGUGCCGCUACCUGGACGGGAUCGGAAUGGGCGAUCUCUCCGAGAUCCUGGGCGGCGGCAAGAAGCGAUCCAAUGGUGACCUGAGUGCAUUCCGGGACGAGCUAAGGGAACGGCGCCUGAUGCUCGCGAAUCUCUCAACGCAGCCAAGUCUCCAGCAAUCGCCCGUGAGCUCCUCCACCUCGUCGCUGUCCUCGCAGACGCGCAGCUUCACCAUCCAGGAGGAGGAUGGCGAGGAGGAGGAGGAAGAGGAGAACGAGUCCAGCUACUCGCUGGGCGUCUACGAGCACUGUAAGAUCUCGAAGUUCAGCUACAAGCGGAACCGGCACUACCAGCUCAACCCGGAGACAGCCUAUCUGCUGCAGGACGACGGGGACAGCGAUGUGCGGGAGGACGAGGACGAUGUGAUACCCGAGGAGGAGGAGCAGGACGAGCAAGAGGAGCAGGACGCGGACGCCGAGGCGGAGGCUCUGGAGGCCCGUGGCGGCGACCAGUUGGGCGAGGGAAUGUCGGACUACGGUCAACGUAGGCGCAACAUGGCCGCCCUGAAGGUGCAACCACCUGCGACGCAGCAGAAACCGCCGCAGGAGCCGAGCCAGGCGGCUGCGAACCUGCAGCAGCGACCCUCCAACGAAUCCCUGGAGCACUCGAACAGCUCCACCAACUCCCUGGACAGCCCCUCAGGGGGAGCCAGCACCCACCACCGCUACUACCACGUGUUCCGCGAGGGCGAGCUGGACGCACUGAUCAACCACCACGUGGCCAGCCUGCACAUCGUCAGCUCCUACUACGAGCGGGCCAGCUGGUGUGUGGUGGCCGAAAAGGUCCAGGUGUGGACCAUCUAAGCACCCCGCUCCCGAUAAAGGGGAUUCAAAUCGAGUGCUGAUGUUGAUGGGGUAAAACUAUGUAUACCAAAGCCAGAAGGUCUUUUUUUCUACUUGUUUUGAGAAAGGCAAACAAUUUGUAUUUAAUUUGUAAAAAUGCUUAGUAAAAAGCUUUGUAGCCUAUUUAGGAAAAGUUGAUCUCAAUUGCAAGGCUAAACUGCAACAUUUAUUUUACACUAAUGUGAUCUUUUAAAAUAACCAAACCCUAGAUGAUUUCCGGAAUACCUCAAACAAUUGUACGUAAUUUUCAUAACCAUUAAGAAGUUUAUAAAAGAUUAUUCAAUUCCUAUGUUAAUUAUGUUUUCUUGAUACCUAAGAAUUUAGUGUUUUUUAUGCUACACCGUCUCGAUUUUGAAUCCCUGCUUAUUAAAUCCCAUUUGUAGUCGUAGUCUCUAUCUGAUGCCCCCAAAGGAAUUGUUAAAUUAAGUCUAUUACUCUAGUCGGCUGACGUUUAAGGGGCGGGGAAGGCCCGUCCCUAAGUCCAGCACUAAUUUAUUGUUAGCAGGCCUGCUCAAGGACGCAACCGCAGGAUUGCACAACAUUGAAAUCCAAUUUCAAAUGAUAAACCUAGUUCUAAGAUCGAAAGAAAUGGAAUCGAAUACGAUAACGAAACAACGCUAGCUAAAUACAAAUUUUACUAAUUAUACGAGUAUAUUCUAUUUACAACGAGCAUCAGUUUGUAUCCUGUGCUAUCUUCAGACUAAGUUCCAUGCACCUCAAACUAUCAUUUGAAGCGAAUAAUCAUCAAACGUCCAUUUAAACAUACGAAGAUAUACCAAUUAACCAUAGGUAAAUACCAAAUAUGAGAUAUAUCGCUGGAAAAUUAAUAUAGCCAAUUCAUAUAUGCACUUCUUAACGCUGCAAAAGUUAAUAGAACCCUCUAACUAAUAAAUAUCAAUAACUGCAUUUAAAACUAUGAGAGAAUCGUACAUAUAUCAGUGGCAAGAUAAAUCAAAAGAAUAUUCGCAACAGUUUAAAAAGCUCCUUUCUAACUAUUUUCAAUAUUUACUUUCACCUUUUUGCGUGCACGAUUUGUUUUCCUUAAAUAAAUAAAGUUAAUAACUGAGAAAAACGGCCAAUAAAGACGACUGUAACAUAAGCCUUUGUUUAAUUGUGUUUUUUUUUUUGUCAACUUAAGGACAGUUAUUUAAAAAAUAACGCUAUAAUUUUUAAUACAAUAUAUACCCUAAUACGACUGUAAAUGUGUUUUUUAGCUAGCUAAACUAACUUUAUACCGUAAAAUAAUAGAAAAAUCGAAUAAACACUAUCUAAAGUUGGACGCAUCACUAAAUCGUUGCAGAUAGAAAUGCUGAAUCAUUAUAUAAACUAAGUAUUGCUGGAAAAAAUUUUACAUUUUCACUAAGUCCACCAAGCUUACAUCCCGAAACCCUGCACAUUCCAGAAUGACACAAGAACCCUAACUACGAGAAAGAAAAACCAUCUAAAUAUUCAAUAUCAAUAAAGUGUAAAUCAUAAACAACCACAUCAAAUAAAUUAAUAAUAGUUAAAAACA
Drosophila ficusphila is the source of this 6710-nucleotide messenger RNA. RefSeq lists its product as uncharacterized. The record is from RefSeq and is a predicted model, not a curated record. Lineage: Eukaryota; Metazoa; Arthropoda; Insecta; Diptera; Drosophilidae. Gene Ontology annotation, molecular function: tRNA binding; S-adenosylmethionine-dependent methyltransferase activity. Gene Ontology annotation, biological process: tRNA wobble uridine modification. Gene Ontology annotation, cellular component: nucleus; cytoplasm.